UGCAGCGCAAGCACCUCAAAGCGCACACACACUUACACACAUACUCCUCAGCUAGGUUGCUUGAGACCUACUACUUCAUUGCUGCGUCGUCUUCUCCUCCCCGCCCCCCGUACGUGCGCAGUUCUUGGCACGCACGCUUCCCCAUAUAUACCCCUGCCAGCCUUCCCGACCGAGAUAGAUAGAUAGAGAUACACAGGCAAGGCAACGAACCAACCAUCACACUGAGACGAGGUAGCUCGCCGGUUGCUCGGUCGUUUGUUCGUCCGUCCCUUGAGCCGGCCGCGCGCGCGUGCCGGGCGGGCGGGAGAAUGGGACGGCACGCGGGCACCGGCGGCGGCGGGGGCGUCCAGCAGAAGCUGCGCAAGGGGCUGUGGUCUCCCGAGGAGGACGAGAAGCUCUACAACCACAUCAUCCGCUACGGCGUCGGGUGCUGGAGCUCCGUGCCCAAGCUCGCCGGUCUGCAGAGGUGCGGCAAGAGCUGCCGGCUGCGGUGGAUCAACUACCUGCGCCCCGACCUGAAGCGGGGAAGCUUCUCGCAGCAGGAGGAGGACGCCAUCGUCGGCCUGCAUGAGAUCCUGGGGAACAGGUGGUCGCAGAUAGCGUCUCACUUGCCCGGCCGGACGGACAACGAGAUCAAGAACUUUUGGAACAGCUGCCUCAAGAAGAAGCUGCGGCAGCGCGGCAUCGACCCCAGCACCCACAAGCCCAUCUCCGGCGUGGUGGGGGUGGAACCGGACCAGGCAUCGAAAGAUGAGAGGCCGCAGGCGGCCGACGGUCUAGCCCUGAAGCAGCAGCAGGUGUUCGACCCUUUCCCGGUGGCCGACACCUUCGGCGCCGGCUUCGAUGGGGCGGGCAUGCCGCUGUACGACCACCUCGGCGGCAAGGACGCGGCCGGGUUCGUGGACUACAGCAGCGUGCUGGACGUGUCGGAGAACCUGGGCUACGGCGAGAGCUCCAGCAACAGCAGCAACUGGAACAGCGCGCCGGAGGCGAGCAACGCGCUGGAGGGCGAGGCGCUGCAUUGGGCCUCGGAGAGCAAGGUGGAGCCUUUCGCCGGCUACGCCGGCGACGAGGACGACAAGUUCGCGCUGCCCUGCCACGGCCAGCAAGAGCACAGCAUGGCGCAUUUUGACUUCAACCUCGAGUACUUCUGAGGCCUUUUCUGAUCUAGUCAUCGUCGUAUAUAUUGUUUUCACACACGGGCACGGGCAAGACCAACCAACCGGGAGAUUAGCGACUGUACUUUGUCAAUUUUCUCUAGUCUUUACUACUCCUUUUAACACUGUUUCUUUUCUUUUCACCGUCUGUUUAUGGUUCUUAUAUAUGGCUGAAAUAAGAGGUAUAGAAAUGUGAACACUCUGUAAUUUACCAUGAGAUUCCGCUCUCUCUCUUUUUUGUAAGGAUAAGGAAUAAGAUUCUUACACUUUUGCUCGGUAA
Triticum aestivum (bread wheat) is the source of this 1437-nucleotide messenger RNA. RefSeq names its product myb-related protein Hv33. Bases 309 to 1154 code for a protein of 281 amino acids. NCBI's taxonomy places the organism in Eukaryota, Viridiplantae, Streptophyta, Magnoliopsida, Poales, Poaceae. The record is from RefSeq and is a predicted model, not a curated record. The transcript has 3 exons.